Cadophora gregata is the source of this 726-nucleotide messenger RNA. RefSeq lists its product as uncharacterized. NCBI's taxonomy places the organism in Eukaryota, Fungi, Ascomycota, Leotiomycetes, Helotiales, Ploettnerulaceae. The transcript has a single exon. The coding region runs from base 1 to 726 and encodes 241 amino acids. The record is from RefSeq and is a predicted model, not a curated record.
AUGGACCCAACUUGUAAGCCCGUGGCCUUUGUGGUAUUUCGAGGCAAGACUCCAGGAGUCUAUUACAGCGAAGAAGAAUGCCAGCAGCAGAUAGAAGGAGUUCCCAAGAGCAAAGUCCAAGCCUUCACGAGGGCAUAUGAUGCCGAACUAGCCUGGUCAGAGUGGCAGCGGAAGCUUUUUGUCAAGCUUGGAGCUUCAACAUUCUUGCAACAGACAGCACCGAAGGCGAGACCAAGACUGGAAGCUGCUUAUGCUCCACCACCUAGGACGUACUCGACACAUGCAAAUGAACCGAUUCCGCGGGCACCGGCGGAGAGAUAUGAGAGGCAUGAGGGAAGGAUGAUCAAAGGAGAACCGCUGGAGAAAAUGUUGCCACAGAACUCGCGAAAUAUGCCCUGUAUUCAAGCUCUGCCAGGACCUGUUCUGAAGUACGAGACGAAAAACGAAUUCUCCUCUCCUCUACACAAACACGAGCCUUCAUCUUUGGAGCAAUCUUGUAGCUACAGCACGCCGCCUCCCUCUUCCUCUCCAAUGCCAUCUUUCAAACGUCCUGCAAAUUACAUUGAAAUCUCCGACGACGAAGCAGACAUGAAGUACAAAAAGCCUAGGGUGGACGAUCCUCACGGAGACCCUGUCCUCACUGCAGAGGAGAGAUUCGAGUUGAGACGCAUCAACCAAGUGAAAGCACCCCGGCAAACAGAUUCCGCCGAAUCCGCCGAACAGUGA